This is a messenger RNA of Lepisosteus oculatus (spotted gar), 1966 nucleotides long. It is a transcript of the gene erh, whose product is annotated as ERH mRNA splicing and mitosis factor. Lineage: Eukaryota; Metazoa; Chordata; Actinopteri; Semionotiformes; Lepisosteidae. The record is from RefSeq and is a predicted model, not a curated record.
UGUACUUCCGGUGGUGAAAGGUCCUGGCUUCUGCAGAAAGGAGGUAGAAUCGCCGAGAAGCUCAAUUCAGACGAAAUCGUGUGUGCUAAGGUGUUUGGAAAAAAUAUGUCUCACACAAUUCUGCUGGUUCAGCCGACCAAGAGGCCUGAAGGCAGGACGUACGCUGAUUACGAGUCUGUAAACGAGUGCUUGGAAGGAGUGUGCAAAAUGUACGAGGAGCAUCUGAAGAGGAUGAAUCCCAACAGUCCAUCCAUCACCUAUGACAUCAGCCAGCUGUUUGACUUCAUCGAUGAACUUGCUGAUCUUAGCUGUCUUGUGUUCCGUGCGGACACUCAGACGUAUCAGCCUUACAACAAGGACUGGAUCAAGGAGAAGAUCUACGUGCUACUGCGUCGCCAGGCUCAGCAGGCAGCCAAAUAGUGUGGAUGGGCAUGGGUGUCUUACCGGGGGUGGGAGGUUGGGGUCAGGCAGCAGGGAGGGGGGCAGUGGAGACCAUUUUUGUAUAAUAGUAGAUGAGAUCUUGCUGAAACUUGGGAUUUGUUUUUUUUUUUAAGAUGGAUGGGUAGGGGAAUGCUGCUGUUUGUUUUUGCUAUUUAAAAAUAUAUUUUCACCCUCCUUUUUUCUUCAACUGCAACCUAAAACAAGAACGACUGAAAAGUUUCUGCUAGGAGAUUGAAUUGCGAUCUCUUUUUCUUUUUCCGUGUAGGUUUUCACCAGAUGGCGCCUAUUAGAAAUGCAGGUUCAGGGAUUCCUUUGCAAGUCCUAAUGUAAUGUGUGCAGACAGCAAAGCCUUUAUCAUAAUCUUCAUGGUUCUGAAAGGAGGUAACGGUUUAUCAGAGUGAUGCCUGGGCUUAGUUGUACUGAGACGUUUUAGUAAUCCUUGUUAAAGAGCAAAUAGCUGUUUACCAGUGUUGUUAAGAUAAUUGGUCAGUAGGAUUUCAGAAUUGCAAAAGUUGCUCAAAAUGCAUUCUAUUUGUUUCUUACUGAUGGGCAAUCAUACCUUUCCUGUUUUUACUUGUACCAGUUUCGUAAAGUUACUGUGCUGGCAUGGUAACUAGAGAGGACCACCCUCAUGCUGAUUGAUUUCCACAGUAUUGUGCACUUGGGAGAAGUCUCUGUCGUGUUGUUUCUUUGGGAUAUGAGUUUGAAGUUGUAUUGGUCCCCAAGUAGAAGGUGCCUGGGAACCUAUCUGGAUUAACAGUUAAAUCAUUAGGACAGGGUCGGGGGAGUCCUAGAAAUGACCUUAUAAUUCACAACUUUUAAAGAAAUGGCUAGGACAUAAAUCACAGGAUAAGAGAUGACUAGAGAGCAACUCUGUUUUACAGCUACAGGCUAUUUGUUCUGGUCAUUGGAGGAAAAGGUUCAAGGCUUCAAAAAACACAUUCUGAAAAGGUUAUCUGGUCAGGCUUGUAAGAACGAGAGGUGAAGUGAAAGGUCAGUUCAAGACUUGUUUUUAACUGUAAUAAAACUCAGUACAUGGUGGCGGUAGGUCACUGUCCUAAAGUUAACAUAAUUAGAGCAGACAACUAACACUAAAAUCUGCAUUUAACCCGCUUAAUUUAGAUAUGCAUAAACAUUCAAAAUUGUGCCCUUGGUCAUUUUAUAAAAUGACAGUGUGGUACAGAUGACAUCUUGUGAAAUUUGCUGACAUUUGAGCCCUGCCAAAAGUGUGAAUUGAAGGAUAAGUAUCUAUUUGGCUGUGCUCCCUGUGGAGCAUUUUUCUGCUUAUUUCGAUUGUCAGGUUUAAGAACGUGGAAGAGGAUUUUAUAGUGUAUUGUUCCAUAUUCAUUUGCGCCAUUUGCUGAAGACCCUUCACAGAAAGUUUUUCAAAUCACUUUGGAGGUUCAUCUUUUGUUUAACCUUACUCUUGUAAACAUUUGUCUCCUUGUCACCCAGUAGACCUUGUCAGCACCCAUUAAAAUGUUUCUUUUGUGUUUGACAAAAUAAAUACCUCUUUAUCUGUUAA